AUGAGCUUCUACAACUACUACGGUGGCCUCGGCUGUGGCUGUGGUGGCCUCGGCUACGGCUGGGGUGGCCUGGGAUGUGGCUACGGCUGGGGUGGCCUCGGCUACGGCUAUGGUGGCCUGGGAUGUGGCUACGGCUGUGGCUGCAGAUACACCUGUUACCGUCCGUGCUGCUAUGGAAGAUACUGGUCUUCCGCCUUCUUCUAA
Molecule: messenger RNA, 204 nt
Organism: Phyllostomus hastatus (greater spear-nosed bat)
Lineage: Eukaryota; Metazoa; Chordata; Mammalia; Chiroptera; Phyllostomidae
Product: keratin-associated protein 19-7-like
Exons: 1
Coding region: 1-204 (67 amino acids)
Source: RefSeq, a predicted model, not a curated record